AUGUUCGUCACCUUCGACCCGUCGCUCUCGGCCAUAGACCGCCAGAUAUCGCUAGCCGACGGUAACAAACGCACCCGGCUGAAAACUGGUUGCACCACCUGUCGCCGACGGAAAAAGAAGUGCGACGAGACCCGUCCACGCUGCAAUUAUUGUGAGGCACGGGGCCUUGCGUGUGAGUGGGGGAUCAAGCGGGUAAGCUUCGAAUCGUUGGAAAACCGGGUUCACAAAGCGAAGCCGGCGAGGAAUCGAACCUCCAUAUCCCCAGAUAAAUGCCCCACGCCAAUUGCCAUUGAUUCUCAUGGUGAAUCUCACUUUGAAACCUUGAUCACCCCCGAACCCAUACUUGGGGUGGAGCCGAUGUCCGUGACCGAUACAAACCCGACAAUUGAGGUGAGUAAUUCUCCAGCUUCAUCGCAUUUAAUUGAUCAAUUAACCGAUCAACCUCUUGAGUUGAGUACAUCGUUGACGCAAAUCCAACCUCAUGAAUACCCGGAAUUUGAUUUCAGCUUUCUCAUUGAGCCACUGCUGGUCGCAAACUUAUACUUAGAUGAUGCUGGCAUCAACUAUCUUCAUUACUUUGAACACGAAGUGGCUCCCCUUCUUUCGGUGCUGCCAUCAAGUUCAAAUUACUUUCUCAAAACAUUUUUUGCCGCUGCCCACGAUCAUGAGCUGAUUUCGCAAGCAAUAGCUGCGUGGGGAGCAUUAUUCCGUGAUCAUGACAUCGAUAUCGUCAACGAAUACCUCGGGAAAGCCCGAAAUCUGUUGGUUCGCGCGAAUAAAUCUAGUGCUGACGCUGAUCUGGCCCUGUUAUUCGUGCAAUUUGCAUUCUACCUCAUUAGUUUGGGAAUCCAGGUAUGCCUGGGCGAUGUCCACAAUUGGUAUGGCUUAUUCAACAAGUGUGUGGGCAUUCUCAAAAAAGUUGGCGGCGUGAAUAAGUUUUUGGAGCGAUACCAAUACUCUAACGAUGCCAAGUUUCUUGUGGCAAAUUUCCAAUGCCAUGAUAUAAUGCUGCUGACUGGCGCUACCGUGUGUAGUAUCAACAGCUACCUGGAUGUCGUACGAAUUUUGGAAUACUCUGAAGAUUAUGGUGUUGAUCCCUUUCAAGGGUGUACUCAACCUUUGGGAUUACUAUUGGGAGAGAUGACAAAUAUUUACCAAAACUUCCGCUCUACACGAGAUGAACUUGAACUUCGCAUGGCUCGUGUGGAUGUCGACAAUAGCGAUCUUUCAUUCGCUCGUCUUCAGUAUUAUAUGGAAAUCGAAAAGCAAUACAAUUCACUAUUGAUUCGAGUGUCCAAUGCCAAGCCUCUCAAUAACUUGGGCCAUAUUGAUUCCCCGCUGGAACGAAGCGCCCAUAUGAAGCUUUUCGAGGUGUUCCGCAAUACUUGCAAGCUCUUUCUUCUUUUGUACUUCAAGCAAAUGGCACCAUCGGCAAUUGAUAUCCAGCAGAUUCUUUUGAGUCAACUUCAGUUAAUGGAGGGCUUGGCGGUGAUGCCUCGUCUUGUGCUGUGUCUCAAUAUGGCUAUCAUAAUCAGCGGGGUCGCAGCUCUGACCGAGUAUGACCGAGAUCGUAUUCAACGUCUUGUAGACACGGUCUACGAGAAUUACUCUGUGGGUAACGUUCGCCGUAUUCGGGAAUUAUUACGGAUUAUCUGGCGUCGCAAUCCGCAAGGUAACAUUGUUGUGGAUUGGAUGGAGUUAUGCAACGAGUUGGGUUGGAACUUGAGCGUAUGUUAA
Molecule: messenger RNA, 1737 nt
Organism: Diutina rugosa
Lineage: Eukaryota; Fungi; Ascomycota; Pichiomycetes; Serinales; Debaryomycetaceae
Product: Zn(II)2Cys6 transcription factor
Exons: 1
Coding region: 1-1737 (578 amino acids)
Biological process (GO): positive regulation of transcription by RNA polymerase II
Cellular component (GO): nucleus
Molecular function (GO): DNA-binding transcription factor activity, RNA polymerase II-specific; transcription cis-regulatory region binding; zinc ion binding
Source: RefSeq, a predicted model, not a curated record